CCGCCGACGGCCGCGCCCCCGACCCUCGAGGUCAUCCUCACCACGACGAUUGAUAAGCUGGGGAAAGCAGGGGAGGUGGUGAAGGUGGCGCCUGGCCACUUCCGCAACCACCUUAUGCCUAAGAUGCUCGCUGUCCCAAACAUGGACAAAUUCGCCAUACUCAUCCGAGAGCAGCGCAAGCUCUAUCAACGUGAAGAGGAGGUGGUGAAAGAAGUCACAAAAGAAGAUGAUGAUGCUCGGGUAGGUUCUGAAUCUCAGAGGAUACAAAUAUUUCUGACCUGCCUUGUUGAUGAAAUGUCUUAGCAAACAGCUUAGUUUAAUCUACCGUUUAUU
This is a messenger RNA of Panicum hallii, 333 nucleotides long. RefSeq names its product 50S ribosomal protein L9-like. The record is from RefSeq and is a predicted model, not a curated record. The transcript has 3 exons. The annotation marks the transcript as partial. Gene Ontology annotation, molecular function: structural constituent of ribosome. NCBI's taxonomy places the organism in Eukaryota, Viridiplantae, Streptophyta, Magnoliopsida, Poales, Poaceae. Gene Ontology annotation, biological process: translation. Gene Ontology annotation, cellular component: mitochondrion; ribosome.